CUGUGUUAAAUAUUUUAAAAAUGGCUGGGGUUGCCUCUAAAAUAAAAUCUGAGUUUCCUAAUACCAAACCAGCAAAGAGAAUCAAAGUUUCAGAUGACUUGAUUGUAAAUAAAAGAACUGUUGGUACUAUGUGUGGUGCAUGGAGGCCAGAGGAAGAAGAUGGGGGCUUCAUUCUGGUAUUUAAAACCAGGGAGCCCUGCCUGAGCCCAGACCCGGAGAAGGAGAGCGACCGUCCUGAGAAUGCUGCGGAUUUCUGGGUGGCAUCUCCUUCAGACAUCGAUGAUAUACAGAUUGAGACAACCGACGUCGUUGCGAUCUCGACUGAACAGCAUUCUCAAGAUUAUACCACCCCACUUAGUCCUCGUCUAGCCGAAGUACAGCGUCAGACACCAGCAGUUGCUGCACAAUGGAUUUUAGAAGAAAAUAUUUUAAGCAGUAUCGUUUUAGAUUUAAGCGUGGUAUAAAUUUUAUAGUAUUAUUAUUUAAUAUUCCUACGUACGAUGACGUAUAGUCGCCUUAUAAGAAAUAGUGUCGAUUAACACGCUUAGGUAACGAAUUGUUUUUUUUAAUAUUAUUAUAAAUAGACGCAUGUUUGGCGUACAUGUUUGACGACAAUGUUACUGACGCUGUGUUUAGGUCAUUUGCAUGCUUAAUA
Messenger RNA from Hyposmocoma kahamanoa, 655 nucleotides. RefSeq lists its product as uncharacterized. The record is from RefSeq and is a predicted model, not a curated record. The coding region runs from base 21 to 464 and encodes 147 amino acids. The transcript has 3 exons. NCBI's taxonomy places the organism in Eukaryota, Metazoa, Arthropoda, Insecta, Lepidoptera, Cosmopterigidae.